UUGGGGUCUAUAUAAAGAAAGGAGAUCUAGGAGAACUCAACACUAACAAGAGUCCAAGAUAUUUAUUUCUUUUACACACAUCUCCGAGUCCACCUAUAGUUUUAUACAGAGAAGGGAGUGUUGAGAUAUUACUACUCGCUAGUACUAAAUCAAGUGUCGUUGAAUAAAAACAAAGAAGAUGGGGGCGCUGGAUCAUAUUUCUGAUAUGUUUGAUUGCUCUGGCAGAAGCAGCCAUUCCAAGUACAAGAAACGCAAGCAGUUGCAGACCGUAGAAGUUAAAGUGAAGAUGGACUGCGAGGGUUGUGAAAGGAAGGUGAGAAGAUCCGUGGAAGGAAUGAAAGGUGUAAGCUCAGUUGAUAUCAAUCCUAAGCAGCACAAACUCACUGUUGUUGGUUAUGUAGAACCAGAAAAAGUGGUGGCACGUGUGGCUCAUCGCACAGGCAAGAAGGCGGAGCUUUGGCCAUAUGUCCCAUAUGACGUCGUUGAUCACCCUUAUGCCCCCGGUGUGUACGAUAAGAAGGCUCCAGCAGGGUACGUGCGUAACACUGAGUACGUGGACCAGCGUACCUCCCAGCUGGCCCGUGCCAGCUCUACUGAGGUGAGGUACACCACUGCCUUCAGUGAUGAGAACCCCCAAGCUUGUGCUAUUAUGUGAUCAUCAACAGUCCAAUGUGAAAUUUACUAUGCUACUGCUCUAUACAUUUAUGUGUUGGUUGUAUGUGUUUUAGAACAGAAGGACAAAGGGUUUGGCCUUGAUGUAAUAACUAUUAUCUAGCCGGUGAAUGUAUUAUUGCAAAAAUUUAUUUUGAAGUUUAAGAUUUGCUAGACAAUACAGUUUUGUGGUAUGAA
Daucus carota subsp. sativus is the source of this 849-nucleotide messenger RNA. RefSeq names its product heavy metal-associated isoprenylated plant protein 26. Bases 179 to 655 code for a protein of 158 amino acids. Lineage: Eukaryota; Viridiplantae; Streptophyta; Magnoliopsida; Apiales; Apiaceae. The record is from RefSeq and is a predicted model, not a curated record. Gene Ontology annotation, molecular function: metal ion binding. The transcript is spliced from 2 exons.